Ipomoea triloba (trilobed morning glory) is the source of this 1840-nucleotide messenger RNA. RefSeq lists its product as uncharacterized. The transcript has 2 exons. The record is from RefSeq and is a predicted model, not a curated record. The coding region runs from base 1081 to 1599 and encodes 172 amino acids. NCBI's taxonomy places the organism in Eukaryota, Viridiplantae, Streptophyta, Magnoliopsida, Solanales, Convolvulaceae.
AAUAAUAGACUACUAAUUCUCCCUCUCUCCCCACACUGUUCGCACGUCUCUGCCUCCCUCUGUCCGCAAUUGGCGUCGACCGUCAUCUGCUCCAGCCUGCCGCCGCCAUCGUCCGUCGUCCGCGCCACCCUCACACAAUCCAGGAGUCCAGUUAACCAUGGUUCAUACAUUAGUACAUACUCCUUAUUUUUAUUUAAAUAUUUUAAAGAUUAAUUCUGAAAAAAAUUAUGUCGUUAGUUUGUAAAUUUUAUUUUGAAAUUUGAUAUCUAGAAAUUGUAAUAGAUUAUAAUGUUAAUUUGUUAAGUUAAUUACCGUGGAUAUUCUUUCUGGCAUCUGAAUUGUCAUUUGAGUUGAUGGGGAACCUUUCCUUUAUUGACGACAAUUUGGAGUACGAAGAUAGAGCUUUAUUUAAUUGAUGAUUGCCUGUCAACAAGCUUUAAGUUGUUUAUGAUUUCUCCUUGUGAAGAGAACUUGAAAAACUUCAUUGAUUUUUGAACAUCAAAGCUAUAGAACCUUUCAUGUCUACUAAGUGGUUGUUUGUUCUUACCCUCCCUCCAACUUGGACUGCUUUUAGAGGAUGCUCUCUCUUUUGUGAAGGCUUCUUUUGAUGCCAUCUUCUUGUUAAGAUGUUUUUCUGGAGUUUUAGGAAAACUUCAUUGAUUUGGGGAAAUGCACCUAGUUAAAUCUUCCUUACUGAAUAAUAUGUCUAGUCACUUCCAAGGGGUUCUUUGAAUAUUCAUUUUGGGUGCAGGCUCAUGAAGGAGCCAUGUGAUGAUUGCUACUAAGAUGCUCUUUUAAGCUUUUGUAGUUUUGCUCACAUGAUGAAAUAAGAUUGUAUAUGUUUGCUUGUCAUCUGUCACAAAUUGGAAAAUUUAGUUUUUCAUGUUUAGUCUUGCACUUUGUUACUCUAAUGUCAAAAGCUGAAAAUAGCAAAAAGAUACCUAUUUAUAUAUUUGAGUUAUCUUGCACACUUGUAAGUGAAUAUUUGUCUGAAUUUUAAUUUUAAUUUUUGGGGGAAGAUUAUGAAUGUCUUACUGGUGUUGUGACUACUUAGGUCCAUAGGGUAUAUUAUUGUUAUGCAUGAAUGUGCUUUCAUUGCAGGCCAUGGGUGACCUUCUAAAUAUAGAAAUGAAAAACAUAAAGCAAAACCUCGACGCUUUAAUCAUUGCUAAAUUUGAUGAGAUCAGUCGCCUAGCAAGGCUUAAGAAGCGCUUGGAGAAGCAGAUCGUAGAGAAGGAUGAAUCUAUUUUGAAUGUAUCGACCCUCAUUGGUGUCUCCAAGGACUCCCUGGUUAAGAUCAAUGACAAUUUGGAGAAGAUUAUUACUGAAAACAAGGAAGCCUUGGAAGAAGUCCGGUCUGCUGCUUCUUCGCAGCAGAAGUCCCACCCUGAGCCUUGGAAAUUGUGCCUCAACGAGAAGGCGAACGAGGUUAAUAGGCUAUUUGAUGAGGUUAAUAGGAUAUUUGAUGAGCUCAAUAGGAUUAAUAAUAAAGUGGUGGUCGUGGACAACUCUGCCAAAGUACACGAGCUUAUCACCUCAAUUUCCGAGGUUAUGGAGACACUCAAUCGUGCGCGGGCCUACCUCAUGAAACUUAAGUAGGGGUUGUGCAGACAUACGUGGUCAUGUUUUGUGUUUUUGUGUUCCAACGGAGAUGGCGAUUGGUUCUAUCUCCACUGCCGGAGAAGGCUGAUUUCUUUCUCCGGCAGAACGCAACGUUUGAUGUUGUUUUACCCGCCUUCGCCGAAAAUCUAGUUGACCUGCAAUUACAGGUCACAAAUAGGUUAGAGCGUUUAUUUACUCCAAAAUAAUAAGUUUGAGGGUCUAAUUGGAACUUUUUGAA